GUCGCUAGGGGUGACGUCACAGCCGAGCUGAGCGCGAGACCCGCCUUAGAAACAAGCAAAAAAUUAUUAUUAUUCCUCGUUGUUCUUGUUUUUAUUAUUAUUUUUAUUCUAUUAGUUUUUUCCCGAGAACGGUUCUAGAUUUGUUUUGUCCCAGACCCAAAUGCCAGGUCCCACUCAAGCACUGUCCCCGAACGGAGAGAAUAAUAACGACAUCAUUCAGGACAAUGGAACCAACAUCAUCCCUUACAGAAAGAACACAGUGCGGGGAGAGCGCGCGUACAGCUGGGGCAUGGCGGUCAACGUGUAUUCUACCUCAAUCACCCAGGAGACUAUGAGCAGGCAUGACAUCACGGCCUGGGUCAAUGAUCUGCUCAGUCUGAACUACACGAAGGUGGAGCAGCUCUCUUCAGGCGCUGCUUACUGCCAGUUCAUGGACAUGCUGUUCCCUGGCUGCAUCAGUCUUAAGAAGGUCAAGUUCCAGGCCAAGCUCGAGCACGAGUACAUCCACAACUUUAAACUGCUUCAAGCCUCCUUCAAGAGGAUGAACGUGGACAAGAUAAUUCCAGUGGAGAAGCUCGUCAAGGGUCGGUUUCAGGACAACCUGGAUUUCAUCCAGUGGUUCAAGAAGUUCUUCGACGCCAAUUACGACGGUAAGGAUUACGACCCGCUGGAGGCGCGACAGGGCCAGGACGCCAUUCCUCCACCAGACCCCGGGGAGCAGAUCUUCAACCUGCCUAAAAAGGCACCCCAUGCAGCCAGCUCUCCUACAGCAGGGGCUACUAGAUCGGCGAGUUCGACCCCCAAAUCGGCCACGUCGACCUCGCGACCCUCUUCUGCCAAAAAGGGCCCCGUAACGACAGCGGCGACCCCGGCCAAGGGCGAGAAGGAGCUGGAGGCUCAAGUAGCGCAGCUUAAUGAACAGAUGAACACAUUAAAGCUGGCGCUGGAGGGAGCGGAGAAGGAGCGUGACUACUAUUUCGGGAAGCUGCGGGAGGUGGAGCUGCUGUGCCAGGAGCAGGGCCAGGAUAACGGACCCUUCGUGGAAAGAAUUAUGGAAGUGCUGUACUCCACAGACGAUCAGGAGGCUGGAGGAGAAGGAGAACACGAGGCUCUGGCACAGGAAGCGGAAGUCCCUGAUGACACACAGGAUGAAUAUUGAAUGUCGUCCAUACACGCGCGCGCACACACACACACACACGCGCUCCUUUGCCGGUUGUGAAUUUUGCUCUUUGUUUUCUGUUAAGAUGGCACAAGAGGAAAAAUCCAGAAGCCACUUUAAAGAUCUUUUUUUUUGGUGGGUAUUUUGUGAAAUGAAAAAUGAAAUCUCGUUUCUGUACAAGCCUCCAUGUAAAAAAGAAAAAAAAAAAAAACACCACCACCACAUACACCGAUAUAAUUUUACCACAGAUCUAAGCAAAGUUGUUUCCUGAUCUCUGCAGCGCGGUCGUUUGAUUUUUAGUUUUUAAAAUUAUGAAGGUUGUACUUUCAGGCGUUUCUUUUUUUUAAUCCGUCACAUCAGGACUUCAGGAGCGAUGUGCGCGUGGCUCUGUUUGGUCACGAUAAGUCUUUUGGGAGAUGUACUGGUUUUUUUUUUGGUUUUUUUUGACGCUCCAAAAAAAAAGAAAAAAAAAUUUUAAACGGCAAAAGUGCAAGUUGUGCAACGAAUCCGCUUGAUUUCGACAAUGCUAAUCUAUUCACGCUGUGCUAGAAACGCUUCACGCGCCACGCCUGCCGCUAAUGCUAAGCUAACUCCGGACUCAUUAAAAUGUAAUUAUUAACGCGUUAAUAGAUCUCUUAAAAAGUCCUCAUGCUAGCAGUUCAACUGUAAGACAUCGCUACAUUGAAGCCGAGUCAGCGGCAGCCGGUUGCGCCAGUAGAGCGUUUAGCGGAAACGUUUACUAUGUUUAAGUUCACACACUACUAAAAUAUUUUUAAUAUUUUUACGGUUGCACCAAGUAGCAUGAUUUUAACAUAGUCUUAAGUUAUAAAGUAGAAACAAACAGUAAAAAUGUAGGUUUAUUUAAUUAUGUUUUAUUAGCAUUUACUUAUUUGAUCAUAAAGUAUUUUACCUCGUCGAUUGUAAUGACGCAGAGAAACCGAUGUGUGCUUUAGCAAAAAGAACAGAGCAUUUGAUUUAAACGUUUGAACUUAGCUUGCGAUUUUCUUAAUUAUGAUCAAGAAUGAAUUUUUUAUUUUUUUUUACGAUGAAUUAAAGAAGCAAAAGAUAAAAUCCAGACCAUUAGCGCAAUUAAUCCUUGGAACAAUCUGUCCCCUAGUGGUUCGACAUUUUUUCAGUUCUCCGUCCACAGUUUUAGUUCCUACCUGCGGUUAGAAAAACACGUAUAACGGUUUUGUUAUUCAGUGUGAUUAUAGAUGUUGGAAGGAAAAUAUUAAGCUUAGAGCGACGUAGCAGAGAGAGGGUUGUUGCAUCGAGGGUGAGUGUACAUGGCUAAGAGAGUUUAGCUAGCUUUGCUAAUCGAAGCCGAUCACACAGUCGAAAACAGCGAGCUACUUUUGCUACUAGUGUUAAUUCAAAUAAUUCAAAUAUUUGAGAAGAAAAAAAAAACUGAAAAAAAAUGGUAGAUAGGCCACGCCCACAAGGGACAAAUUACAAAUGAUACUAAGAAUUUUUCGCCACCUAGUGUCCAACUGGUGCAACCGGCUGCAGGAAUAAAAUCUGCAAUAAAUCAAAUAUUUACAAUCUUUUUUUUUUUUUUUUCAUCAAUCGGAACGGUUUUCUACAACACGAGCAGCUUUGUGUCUGUCUGUUCUUGCUUUAGUUAUUGGAUAGACCAUUUCAGUGUAUUUGUUUUACAGUAUCCUCGCGACACUUUAUUUUGUUAUUGUCUUUAGAAGCCUGCCACGUUCUGAGAGAAAAAAAAAUACAACAUUUAACGAAUAAGACGUGUAUAUUGAAGAUAUUUUAAUAUAAUUUUAAAAGUCCAAGUUUUAGCAGAAGGACGUAACGGUCAGAAACGCAGUGUUCCAAGUGCAUCGUAUACUGUCUCACGUGAAGAUGUUGCAUUCAGUUCCACUACAGAACUCCACGGCUCUUUUAUUAUCGUGUACAAUGAAGAGGAAUGUAAUGUACUGUUAAUACCUAUAAAUAGAACAUGUUCUUUUGUUUUAUUGUUUGUUUAUUAUCUCUAUUAUCUGUAUCCGUCAUUAUGCAUUCCCCGAAAGUUGCAUGUUUUCAUUUUAUUUGUGAAUAACUUGACCUGCUUUUUACAUAUUUAAUAUAAAACAACAAAAAAAAAGUUACGUGUUUUUUUUUUUGUUUGUUUGUUUGUUUUUGUAUGUUUAACCUGCUACUUUAAAUCUCACAAGAGGUAUCAAUUUGCCGUAAUAAAAACCCGUCACUUUGAAAAGGAAAAGUUUGAGUGUUAUUUAUUUAUUUGUUUGUUUAUUUAUUCAUUUUUAGAAUAAUGUAGCAAGAGAGAGUGUGGAAUUUUUUUGCUUUCUUGUUUUUGGUGGCAAAUCUAUGAAUUUAUUUUACAUUUAUAUACAGUAUAGUCAAGUUAAAGUAAUGUCUAACGAUAAUCAUGUACAUCUGUAACUUUUGGUGACUUAUUAUUGCAACUUUUUGUAAAUCUAUUUGAAAAAAUAUUUGAUUCUACUGACGAAAUUUUUCCGCAGUAAAUCAUAUGUACGUUAAACACGUCAACGCUUCAUUUUUAAGCAUGUAACUAAACAUUUAAGCAAUUUAGUUAGCACUUUUAGUUAAAUUAUGAUUAUAUAACUGCAUUUAUAGUUAUUGUUUUUUUAUUAUUGAAUAUUUGAUAUUCCCAUACAAUAUUGUGAUAAAUCAUAUCGUCAAAUAAGUACUUUUUUCCUCU
Clarias gariepinus (North African catfish) is the source of this 3836-nucleotide messenger RNA. RefSeq names its product microtubule-associated protein, RP/EB family, member 2 (gene mapre2). Gene Ontology annotation, molecular function: microtubule plus-end binding. Bases 161 to 1159 code for a protein of 332 amino acids. The record is from RefSeq and is a predicted model, not a curated record. Gene Ontology annotation, biological process: protein localization to microtubule plus-end; spindle assembly; regulation of microtubule polymerization or depolymerization. Lineage: Eukaryota; Metazoa; Chordata; Actinopteri; Siluriformes; Clariidae. The transcript has 7 exons. Gene Ontology annotation, cellular component: microtubule organizing center; spindle midzone; cytoplasmic microtubule.